AAAUCGUGAGUGCCGUAGAUAAUAAUAAGGUAUACGUAGACAGUGUUUACUAUAACAUGUCACUGGCCGGAGACUUUGUAAUGACAGAAUUGAUAUCCGGAUUUACGAGUUCAUCUUUUGCCACUGUGACCUCGUCUUAUCCUGUUCUUGUUGCCUUAAUUAGUGAUAAAGAUGAAAAUUUCGAUAAUGUAAUGAGUGAUGUAACUUUGACGAUUGUUCCGCCAAUAAGCAAUUACGGUAACAGUUUUGUCAUUCUUACGCCGACCAAGUCACUUCCGUAUGAACAUCACGUGGUGGUGAUCUCCUCCCUGGGGUUUUCGGAUGACAUCCGAUUGGACGGAAGCAGUAUCAGUCAGUCCUGGAUACCAGUGACGGACACAGCCAAGGAUGUCCACCACGAGUUCGUGUCAUCCAUUGUGAUUCCCGAAGGAGUACAUGUUCUCACAUCCGUCAACGACACUCAUGAGUUUGGAGGGUAUUUGUACGGAACUACGGCUGGGCAGUCUUACGGUACAGCUCUCGCUGCAUUUUCGGAACAGACAUGGGAUGUACAAGAUCCAUGUUUCAACUCUAAAUUUGUGAAGAUUGUCGAUGACAAAUUGCCAUUUCCUGUUGAGCUGAGCAAGCAAACGACACCCAACUUCUUCCGCUGUUACCAGCUAUGUUCUUUAAGCACCACGUGUGGAGUAGUUGCAGUUUCCCACCAAUCGUCGACUGCCGUCGAAUGUCGUUUUUAUGAAUCAGAAACCAAGUGCGGGCCUUUUCAGGACGCUGCCGGAUUCAAACUUUACGCCAGACAAAAGUAACCAAAAUCAAUUCGAAUAUACAUCGUUAGACGAUCCCUUAAGACUUUUGGAAAUUUGAAAUUAAAGGUAUAAUAGUAAACCUAAGUAAUGACAAAUCCCCUGGUAUAAGCAGUAUAUCAAAUGAGUGUGGUUGUGUACCGGAAUCGUGGACUGUUGGAGUCGUGAAACCGAUCAACAAAAAGAAGCGCGACCCGAAAAAUCUCGAUAAUAAUUAUUUGAAAAAAUAUUUAACUAUGCUAAGCAAAAUGAUACAAUAAAUAUAUGUAUAUUCAGAACCAGUAAUAUAUUUCUUCCAGUAGAGACAGGGCGAUGGACUGGAACGUCUCGUGAAAAUAGAAUUUGUCCAUUAUGAUUAAUGUAACCCAUCUAUUCAUAUGAAAGGAUUAUUAUCAUUAUGCAAUAAGAGUAUUAUCAAAUUUAUCUAUGUUCAUCCAAUUACCAGAAAGACAUUUGAAAAAUAAUAUGUGAAUUUCAAACAUUAAUUUGUAAAAUAUAAAUAUUGUAAAAUUAUUGAAAUGAUAUGUUCCAAAACAUACAUGAUAUCAUAAGUACUAUUGUAUGGUUAAAUAUAUCACCCUGUAUUGAACGAACGUUUAAAUGCAGAUUAUACUACAUGUACAAACUUAGUCUAAAUGUAUGUGUUUCACUGUUCUGUACAAAAUUAUAUACAUGUAUUGUAUUAUGCUGUUGUAUUUUUGUUGACCUCUUGUCGCACAUAAUAGUGUGCCUGAGUGCUAAUAAAAAUCUUGAAAAAUCA
Pecten maximus is the source of this 1563-nucleotide messenger RNA. RefSeq lists its product as uncharacterized. The record is from RefSeq and is a predicted model, not a curated record. Bases 57 to 806 code for a protein of 249 amino acids. The transcript has 3 exons. NCBI's taxonomy places the organism in Eukaryota, Metazoa, Mollusca, Bivalvia, Pectinida, Pectinidae.